This is a messenger RNA of Cylas formicarius (sweet potato weevil), 4528 nucleotides long. RefSeq names its product endothelin-converting enzyme homolog. The coding region runs from base 240 to 2624 and encodes 794 amino acids. Gene Ontology annotation, cellular component: plasma membrane. NCBI's taxonomy places the organism in Eukaryota, Metazoa, Arthropoda, Insecta, Coleoptera, Brentidae. The transcript is spliced from 12 exons. The record is from RefSeq and is a predicted model, not a curated record. Gene Ontology annotation, molecular function: metalloendopeptidase activity. Gene Ontology annotation, biological process: protein processing.
AGUUCCGUACUCGCGAAGCUCCGAGUCGGAGCCGCGGCCCUCUAGAUAGGACGCGAUCGUUUCGAUAUAGCCGCCGAAUGGUUUCCCGGAUCCAGGGCGGCUUUGCGCGCGAGUGACACAUCAAACGAGCGACCGGCCGCGUCGUUUGGUGUUGACAGAUGUGUGACGUGUGUUGUUGUCGCUGCGGAUUCCGAUUUUAUCGACGACGGUGACGAUUAUUGGGAUGCGAGGGAGCCAACAUGGCAGAGAUAAUUGGAGACGCGAUGACGCGGUACACCAAUGCAGAUUUCGGCGACGACGACAGCGUAAACAGCGUCCAGUUGACGGAGGGCAUCAGCACCAGCGCGACCCAUAUAAGGUACCAUCCCGGAGCCAAACUGUGGCAGGUCAGAUCCACCUUAGAAAGAAUACUAAUAUUUUUGGGUGCGUUCCUUUUCAUGAUAGUCAUAGUAUUAUCUAUAGUCAUCAACGUCAUCGAGCACCACAUGCAAGAGACCAAAGAUAGAUACACCAGAUUGGAAGAGGACCUGCCGUGUCUUAACCAAUCGUGCGUUCACGCGGCCAGUCACAUGAUGGAGGCGAUGGCCUUGGACGUGGAUCCCUGCGACGAUUUUUACGAGUACUCCUGCAGGAAGUGGGUGAAGGCUAAUCCCGUACCGGGGGGGAAGAGUAACUGGGGCACCUUCAUGAAGCUCGAGCAGCAGAACGGUCUCAUUAUUAAACGGGUCUUGGACCAGCCAGUAGAAACCUUCAAGUCCAAGGCGGAAGAGAAGGCCAAGAUGUACUACGAUUCGUGCGUCGACGUCAACGAGACUAUAGAGGCAAAGGGGGCCGACCCGAUGUUAAAGUUGAUCGAUAAGUUAGGCGGUUGGAAUAUAACCAGGGACGGGUUCAAAGUAAGCGAUAAAAACGACACCAUAGGCAAGUUCAACCUUACCAAUUGGUCGCUGCAGAGAACGGCGGAAAUCGUACAGAACAAAUUCCACAUCGGCGCCUUAUUCUCUUACGACGUAGGCGAGGACGACAAAAACUCCACGAGACACGUCCUCCAAGUGGAUCAAAGCGGAUUGGCUCUGCCGAGCAGGGACAACUACCUCAACAAAACGGACGAGCACUUAAAAAUCCUCAAGGCCUACAAGGACUACAUGACCAAGGUUGGGGUUUUACUGGGUGGCGAUUUGAACGAGACGUUAGAACAAAUGGAGGCUGUGGUCGAUUUCGAAACGAGGCUCGCCAAUAUCACCAUUCCCGACGAGUUGAGGCGGGAUGAAGAGAAGUUCUACCACAACAUGACGGUUGCAGAGUUGCAACUCCUGGCACCAUUUAUAGACUGGAGAUCGUUUUUCGGCAACGCUCUGCGAACUGUUAAUCGCAAAGUCGGUCCCAAGGAGCCAGUUAUCGUUUACGCUCCCGAAUACCUGCAAAAUUUGACGUUGUUGAUCAAAGAGUACCAAAGUAGUGAAGCUGGAAACAACACAUUGAACAACUACCUAGUUUGGCAAACGGUGAGAAGUUUCGUUCCCUAUUUGUCGAAGGUGUUCAGGGACGCGUAUAAGGGGUUGAGGGUGGCGUUGUAUGGCUCGGACGGCGGCGAAGAACCUCAGUGGAGGUACUGCAUACAAGACACCAAUACCGUACUAGGGUUCGCCAUAGGAGCGAUAUUCGUCAAAGAAGUCAUCCACCAAGACUCGAAAGCUCAGGCGGAGGAGAUGAUUAGCAACGUGAGGAACGCGUUCAAGAGAAACUUCAAAAACCUGGACUGGAUGGACGAGGAGACGAGGAAAGUGGCCGUGGACAAGGCGGAUGCUAUUUCGGACAUGAUCGGCUACCCGGACUUCGUCAAGGAUUCCGCGCAGCUGGACAACUAUUACGAGAACCUGACCAUCAGGGCCGAUAGUUACUUCGACAAUAACCUCAACAUCAACUCGUACAACUGGAAGAAGAAUCUGGAGAAGAUCAACGAACCGGUUAACAGAACCACGUGGAGUAUGGUACCGUCGAGCGUGAACGCUUAUUACACCCCCACCAAGAACCAGAUGGUGUUCCCGGCGGGCAUCCUCCAGAAUCCGUUCUACGACAGGUCGUUUCCUCCCAGUCUCAAUUAUGGAGCUAUGGGCGUGGUUAUCGGGCACGAGCUGACUCACGGCUUCGACGACGAAGGCAGGUUGUACGACAAGAACGGCAACCUCAACCGUUGGUGGAAGAACGAGACGAUCGCGAGGUUCAAGAACAGGACCAAGUGUGUCGUCGACCAAUACAGUCAGUACAGCAUCGACGGCAAAAACAUCAACGGUAACCGCACCCUGGGGGAGAACAUCGCCGACAACGGCGGCCUCAAAGCCGCGUACCAUGCUUACCUGGACCUAAUGAGGGACAAACCGGAACCUCAGAGGCUGCCCGGAUUACCACUCAGUCACCGGCAGCUGUUUUUCGUCGCGUUCGCGCAAGUUUGGUGCUCGACGAUCACCAAGGAGGUGACCAAUUUGGAAAUCGAACGGGACAGUCAUUCUCCGCCAAAGUUUCGAGUCAUCGGAGCGGUCAGCAAUCUCAGAGAGUUCAGCGAUGCUUUCGGCUGCAAACCCGGAUCGAAGAUGAACCCCCGGAAAAAGUGCGAGGUCUGGUAAACCUAUUCGGGGCUGCAAAGCGCCAAGGGUGAUACAAUCUUAUGUCUAGCCAAACGUUUUAUUUCGAAUUUUGCAUUUGUGGAAGGUAACUAAAAAACUGUUGAUGGGAAACCAUUGUUUAAGAAAAAAGUCCAUUACUUCGCUUUUAGAGAGAGGCUAAAGAAAUCCAUAAAGAGAAAGAGUGAGAGAUAGAAAGAGAAAGGGAUAGAUAGAGGAGGAGGUAGAAAUGAAAAAAAAAAUCAGUCGAAACUUCUUAGUGGAAACGCCCUUAAAAAUUUGAAAAAUUAUUUUGCACCAAAAAACGCUUAGAUUAAAAUAAAAAAAAAACUAUGUCUGCAUUUUGAACUUUUUCUCAUACAAAAUGGUUUCUCUUCGACCGAUAAAGUUUGCCCAGUAUAGUCUAUUUCCGUCAAAUGUAGAGCAGUGGUUCGCCACCUAUUUGUUUAAGGUUGUUAUAGGUGUUAUAGUUACACCCCAAUUUCAGAGAGAAUGCUGUCUUUCGUACUUCGUACGCCAGGACAAGUAUAAGUUACUCUAAUGGCGACGCAGGCACAGAAUUUUUCAAACUACAGAUUGCUCUUUAUUUUUUUUCGUGUUUAUUUUGUUUUACCGAGUCAGUUUCAGAACCGGCGCACCAGAUUCUAGCUGCUGCCCUCUCUUCGUUGGUGAACGCAUGCAGAAACAUAUAAACAAAUAAACAACAUAACCUACAAAAAACAUUUUGCUUUUUUAUUAAAUAGGACGUGUUUUUUUUAUCGGAACAGCAAAACGGCAGUAAAACCUUUUUAAAAAUCCUAUCUAUCUACCUACUCUUCACGGAAAUAUGUGUAUAUCAAUGCUGAGGCAAAACUUUGUUAGUCGCAUUCGCAGAUCAUUGACCAACUAAAACUUCUUACAAAAAUCGCUAUUUUGAGCACAAGCGAACAAAGUACAACUUUGCUUUCCUGUGCUAAACAUGUUUUUUCCCACAACAGUAGAAUUUAUGCUCGCCAUUGCGAUUGCGCAAUGAUGCGAGGGGACGUUGCCAAGCGACAGUGCCAAUAACAAUACAAACAAAGCUAUUACCAUUUUCUACCGGAGACAACACGGUACGAGAGUAUGCACCCAGUUAUACGUCUGCGCAUUUUUGUGUGGAAAAAGGCGACUAUUUUCAGUUAAUUUUAAUCAACCUUGGCUUGAAAAAAUACCCUUUUUUCUCUUAGUUAUUCGAAAUUAGCAAAACAAUAGUUUAAUAUAAAAUAACAAUUGUAUGUAAUCCUUUAAGAUCAAAACCAUUUCCCGUUUCUUUGAUGACGCGUGAACAGGAUACGAAUUUUCCGUUCCGUUUAUCACGCGAGGUUAAAUAGGGUAGAUAAUUUAGGAGGAGCGGUACUAAUCCCAUCCAAAAUACCAUGCGAUAAAGCCAACGUAGCCACAGACAUACGAACAUUUGACUUCCUUGCUUGUUUACCAGAAUAAAUGUAUUUUCUGAUAAUUUCAAAAGGACUCACAAAAGUGCCUUAGAGAAAUUAGGAAAUUCGUCAAAAACGAUUUAAAGCGGCCCCGAUUGCAUGGUAUGUUGGUUGGUUAAACGCCGCUCGGAACAAAUCCGCUGGAGGCCGCGGUACAUUGUAAUUUUUUACAGAUCUUUGUUUUAAGAUUUUGGAUGUAGAUGGCGCGCGCGGCCUCGCGCGGGAAAACACCGAUACAAAGCGCUUUUCGAUUAUACUGUAAUUAUGUUUUUGUUAUAGUAAACUUUUGUAUAGUGUAUAUCGUUGUUAGCCGCGGACCGGCUGAGCUAGCAAUUGCCUGUCUCAUAUCAGUGUAGGAAACUGAUUAUAAUAUCGGCAGUUCGUGUCGAUUUUGUGUAAAUUUGUGUAUAUUUUUACUGUGAUAAAAAGUAUAUAACUAUUAUUCGAUAUAAA